Molecule: messenger RNA, 2018 nt
Organism: Punctularia strigosozonata HHB-11173 SS5
Lineage: Eukaryota; Fungi; Basidiomycota; Agaricomycetes; Corticiales; Punctulariaceae
Exons: 4
Coding region: 1-1944 (647 amino acids)
Source: RefSeq, a predicted model, not a curated record
AUGUCCUCCUUCGUCGAGACCUUCAAGCAUACCACGCCAUACGCAGCGAACCCGCUACGAACUCGUUCCGAUGUCGCGGCCUUCCUGACCGCCUUCCUCGACCCCCUCGCGUCACACACAUCGCCAGGAGGCUCACGCAUCCACCUCGGCCAUACAGGAACGCAUUUCGACGAGACCGCCGCACAGCUCGAAGGGUUCGCUCGACCUCUCUGGGGCCUCGCGUCGUUGAUCGCAGGUGGAGGGACGUAUGCAGGCGUGGAACGCUGGGCGAGGGGACUGGCGAGCGGGACGGAUCCGAAUGGGGAGGAAUAUUGGGGAGAGAUGCGCGACCGCGAUCAAAGGAUGGUCGAGUGCUCGCCGAUUGGGUUCGCGCUGGCGGUUGCGGGAAGGGAGAUGUGGGAUCCGCUGAGCGAGGAGGCGAAGGAGAACGUAGGGCGGUGGUUGAACGUGAUGAACACGAAAGAAAUGCCGAAUACGAACUGGCUGUGGUUCAGGGUGUUCGCCAAUCUCGGUCUCGCGAAGAAUGGCUCGAAGUAUGGCGAUCUCUCUCGAGCGAAGAAGGAUAUGGACCACCUCGAUACUUUUUACGUGGGUGACGGUUGGUCUCGGGAUGGCCCAGAGGGCGUUGUACAAUUGGAUUAUUAUUCGUCCUCGUUCGCGAUCCAGUUCGCGCAACUCGUCUAUUCGAAGCUAGCCCAAAACGAGGAUCCCGAGCGAUGCGAAGCAUUCCGCCAACGCGCGCGUCAGUUCGCCCUUGAUUUCGUCCAUUACUUCGACGAAGAAGGUCGUGCAGUCGCCUUCGGCCGCUCGCUCGUAUACCGCUUCGCGAUGUCAUCAUUCUGGGGCGCACUCGCCUUCGCCGAUGUGGAACUCCCCGCACCCCUCACCUGGGGCGUCGUCAAAGGGAUUCAACUCCGAAACCUCCGUUACUGGGCCGCGCAACCUGGUGCUUACAAUCCGGAUGGCACCCUUACUCUCGGCUACGCCUACCCGAACCUCAACCUGACCGAGAACUAUAACUCGCCCGGGUCGCCUUACUGGUGCUGCAAGAGCUUCGUCUCGCUCGCGCUGCCCGAGAGCCACCCGUUCUGGUCAUCUGCGGAGGAGCCGUUCCCCUCGGCGUUGAGGGAGACGGUUAAACCGCUCUACAAGCCGCUCCAUAUCGCGACCAACCUCGGCGGGCACACGUACGUGCUCUCGAGCGGGCAGCGAUGCAGCUAUCCAGUCAAGCAGAGCGCGGCCAAGUACGGCAAAUUUGCAUACAGCACCGCGUUCGCGUACAGCGUCCCUGUUGGUGACGGCACGCUUGAGGAACAUGCUGGAGAUAGCGCGUUGCUUCUCUCCGACGACGACGGCGAGACAUGGCGCGCGAGGCGGAAGACGGAGGAGUUCAGGUUUGAGAACGACGGCGGCUGGUUGAGGUCGAUGUGGUAUCCCUGGUCGGACGUGGAGGUCGAGACGUGGCUCAUACCGCCGACGCCCGCCGCGCCGCUGUGGCACGUGCGUGUACAUCGCGUUCGUGCGGGGCGGAAGGUAUGGACGGCCGAAGGCGCUUGGGCGAUCUAUGGCCAACGCCCGGACGGACGACACCUCGAUCCCGUGGACAAGUCGGUCGAAGGUGGUUUUGGAUUCUGGCAAGAGGGUCCCGAGGCGCGGGCACACUCGCGGGCGGGUGCGUCUGCGAUCGUCGAGCUGGGGAACAGAAAGCAGAGGGAAGGAAAAGUCAUCCGGACCGACGCUAACUCGAGUCUGAUGUGGGCGAGAGCUGUCUUACCGACUUUACUGGACACAGUGGAGCCGACCGAGGGCGACGUGUGGUACGUCACGGCGGUAUUUGGGAAGCCGAACAUUGGCAAUGAGAAGGGCGCGAGCAAGGGGUGGAUGACUGAGUGGGAGAAGAGGCCGGAUGUUCCGAAAUCUAUCGAAAUGCUGAUUCCUCAGUGAGCUUUACUGUGACGAGAAUUCAUAUCACUGCAUAUGUACAGUGUUGAAUGGGAUUAGUACCCUUGAGAAUCUAC